Nicrophorus vespilloides is the source of this 971-nucleotide messenger RNA. It is a transcript of the gene Prosalpha3, whose product is annotated as proteasome subunit alpha type-4. The record is from RefSeq and is a predicted model, not a curated record. Gene Ontology annotation, biological process: ubiquitin-dependent protein catabolic process. Gene Ontology annotation, cellular component: cytosol; proteasome core complex; proteasome core complex, alpha-subunit complex. The coding region runs from base 108 to 884 and encodes 258 amino acids. The transcript has 4 exons. NCBI's taxonomy places the organism in Eukaryota, Metazoa, Arthropoda, Insecta, Coleoptera, Silphidae.
UGUUUUUCCUUACCAAGUCUAACUUCAAGUCAGACAAAUUUUGUUGGUAAUUGGAAGUGACUGUUCGGUUAUUUAUUUUAUCGAAACUUGAAGGAAAUACAGAGAAAAUGGCUCGUCGUUAUGAUACCAGAACCACGAUAUUUUCUCCGGAAGGUCGACUCUACCAAGUGGAAUAUGCAAUGGAAGCUAUUAGUCAUGCUGGAACUUGCCUAGGAAUUACAGCAAGUGAUGGUAUUUUGUUAGCAGCUGAGCGUAGAAACACCAACAAGCUUCUUGAUGAAGUUUUCUUGUCUGAAAAAAUCUACAAACUGAAUGAUGAUAUGGCAUGCAGUGUAGCUGGAAUUACAUCAGAUGCCAAUGUUUUGACUAAUGAGCUUCGUCUUUUUGGUCAGAGGUAUUUGCUUCAGUAUGGUGAAUCCAUUCCUUGUGAACAACUUGUCUCCUGGUUAUGCGACGUUAAGCAAGCCUACACUCAGUAUGGUGGAAAACGGCCCUUCGGCGUUUCCAUCCUGUACAUGGGCUGGGAUAAACAUUAUGGAUAUCAACUGUACCAGUCUGAUCCAAGUGGCAAUUACAGUGGCUGGAAAGCCACCUGCAUUGGCAACAACAGUUCGGCGGCAGUUUCUAGCUUGAAGCAGGAAUACAAGGAGAACGAGACCACUCUGAAGGAUGCUAAAGCUUUGGCUAUUAAGGUUUUGAGCAAAACAUUGGAUAUGACCAAGCUGACUUCAGAAAAAGUUGAAAUGGCUACAUUAACCAGAGAGAACAACAAGACCAUUGUCCACAUACUGACGAGCAAGGAAGUUGAGGAGUUGAUUUCGGAAUUUGAAAAGAGCGAAGCUGCGCUUGAGGCAGCCAAGAAGGAAAAGCAAAUGCAGAAGUGAUUUAAAUUAAAAUUAAUGCUUUUUUUUAUUUUCGAUGUAAAUUUAAUAUUUAAUUAUGUAUCCUUUCACGUGGUUUAAGAAUUAUAA